This is a messenger RNA of Tribolium madens (black flour beetle), 4738 nucleotides long. It is a transcript of the gene Wdr62, whose product is annotated as mitogen-activated protein kinase-binding protein 1. The coding region runs from base 274 to 4407 and encodes 1377 amino acids. The transcript has 14 exons. The record is from RefSeq and is a predicted model, not a curated record. Gene Ontology annotation, biological process: regulation of mitotic cell cycle; mitotic spindle organization. Gene Ontology annotation, molecular function: protein binding. NCBI's taxonomy places the organism in Eukaryota, Metazoa, Arthropoda, Insecta, Coleoptera, Tenebrionidae. Gene Ontology annotation, cellular component: mitotic spindle.
CAAUUGUUAUCAGUCAUGAUAAGCGAGCGAUACAAUGUUCGAAAUGAUAACAAUGACGUCGCAGCCAAUAAAACGAUUAAAAUUCAAACAAUCACUUGUGUAUAUUUCGUAGCAAGUAACGUGUCAUGAAUUAUAACACAGUUCCCAAUAUGGCGUCGUCUCUAAUAUUAAGUGAAAAGUGUUUCUAAUUUUAAAGUGUUUAAUUCAAAUUGAAAUUGAGUCCAAGUGAAUAUGUGAAAAAAAGUGUGUAUGUGUUUCGUGUAAGUAAAACCAAUGGAAGAUUACGGAGUCAAGGGUACAGGAAAAGUGAUAAGGGCACCAUCGCUCAAAAGGGGGAAAACGGAAGAGAGGAUAACCGAUAGGAUUAAAUUGGAGAAGGUGUUAGGAGUGACCGUUUCGAGUAAUGCAGCUUUGGCCUCGGACAACGACGGAACUAUCGCAUAUCCUGCAGGAUGUACCGUCGUCCUCUUCAACACCAAAACCGAGGAGCAGCACCACAUCAUCAACUCCAGUCGCAAAACCAUAACAUGUCUGGCCUUUUCGUCAUGCGGCCGUUACAUUGUGACAGGCGAAUGUGGUCACCAACCGGCCGUCCGUGUCUGGGAUCUUUAUUCCGAUCCAAUUCCCAGUCAUCCAGGUCUUUCACCACAACCUCAACAAGUGGCAGAAUUUAUUGGUCACAAAUUUGGCGUUAAUUGUGUUGCUUUUUCACCAUCGGGAAAAUACGUAGUCAGUAUUGGGACACAACAUGAUAUGAUUGUCAACGUAUGGGAUUGGAAAAAUAACAUUAAAGUAGCCAGUAAUAAAGUGAGCACGAAAGUAAAAGCGGUGGCGUUUGCCGAAAAUGGCAGCUAUUUCGUUACAGUGGGGAAUAGACAUGUUAAAUUUUGGUUUUUGGAAUACGGGAAGUCAAAGUACAAGGAGGCGGUGCCUCUGAUGGGUCGUUCGGCCAUUUUGGGCGAACAACGAAACAAUUAUUUCUGUGAUGUCGCUUGCGGCAAGGCUCAAUCCGGUGAUAGUACUUAUGCUAUCACUAGAUCGGGUCUUUUGUGUGAAUUCAACAAUCGAAGACUUUUAGAUAAAUGGGUAGAAUUAAGGACAACACGUGCCAAUUGUAUAACUGUAGGUGAAAAUUACAUAUUUGUCGGCUGUGCCGAAGGUAUAAUAAGAUGUUUCGACCCUGCCACCCUCAGGUUUAUUACGACGCUCCCACGGACGCAUUAUUUGGGCGUCGAUGUUAGUCAGGGUACGAGUAUAAGUCACAUGGCAUCGCCGCCCCCCGACGCCAAAUACCCCGAUGCCGUAGCAUUAACCUACAACGAAACUAAUCACAAACUAACCAGUAUUUAUAACGAUCACUCUAUAUACGUAUGGGAUGUGUUUAAUAUAAAAAGGGUGGGGAAAUCGUAUUCGUUUCUCUACCAUUCGGCUUGUAUCUGGGGCGUGGAGAUGGCCCCGCCCAAUAGUCCCCUCCCACCUGGCUCUUUUCUUACGUGCAGCUCCGACGAUACAAUCCGCGUAUGGUCAUUGGAUAAACUCACCGAACGUAACGCCAAUGGGAUGUACCGACCUAAUGUCUAUAGUAACGAACUCUUGAAAGUUGUCUAUGUCGAUAAAGAUUUAUCAUAUAUCAAAGAUUUAGAUUUAUCAACUGGUAACAGUGAUAAACAACAAGAGACGAGUUAUGAUGGCCGUAAUGGCGUCCGAUGUAUUCGGGUAAGUCCCGACGGUAAACAUCUAGCUUCGGGUGACCGUUCGGGUAAUAUUCGUAUCCACGAAACGACGAAAAUGCGCGAAAUGUACAAAAUUGAAGCACACGAUGCCGAAGUACUGUGUUUGGAGUAUUGUGGUGUUGAAUCGGAUUUGAAUUUGAUGUCGAGUGCAAGUCGUGAUCGACUUUUGCACGUUUUUGAUGUCCGACACGGUUACGAAUUUUUACAAACUCUCGAUGAUCAUUCGUCGUCUAUCACAGCUGUGCGAUUUUUAACCAAUCAGAGAAACAUUCAAAUGGUGUCUUGUGGGGCUGAUAAGUCGCUCAUUUUUCGGUCUUUGAGCGAGUCGGGAGGCAAACCCCAAUUCGCACGCGAUCACCACGCCACUGGUAAAACCACACUCUAUGAUAUGGAGGUGGAUGCCGGUCAGAAACACGUCCUUACGGCUUGCCAGGACCGAAAUGUACGCAUCUAUAGCGUAAAUACGGGGAAACACACGAAAAGUUUCAAGGGAAGUACCGGAGACGAUGGUACUUUGAUUAAAGUGGUCUUGGAUCGGUCUGGUAUCUAUUUGGCCACUUCGUGUACCGAUAAGUCACUUUCAGUCUAUGAUUACUAUUCGGGUGAGUGUAUGGCAACAAUGUGUGGGCAUUCGGAACUUGCAACUGGUCUACGAUUCACCAAUGACUGUCGUCGACUCAUUUCGGCGAGUGGUGAUGGUUGUAUUUUCGUAUGGAAAGUCCCCCAUGAUAUGGUCGUAACCAUGCAUGCACGUCUCAGUCAGCAGGCCAUGAGACAAGGUAAAACACUCGAUAGUGAUAUUUUGAACGAGAGUGGGGAUUUGUACGACAACGAAUCAGAUGCCAGGUACCGGUUUAGUAUCGGUCAAUUGCCACAAUGGGCAAAGAAACAAUUGAAUGAGGAAGCAAGUCACGCCCCAAGUGUACGUAACGUUGCCGUGCCGAAAGGAAGGUGGGCACAAAGGGCGGAGCAUCCGCUCGAAGCGUCAAGUUUCUAUUCGUUGGAGGAGAGUCGUAUUACGAAAAAGGUGAACGCCCACCAAAUGGAAAAUAUCACUUUGACUCGUGGAGAUACCGAUACUGGAUUCGAAUCAGCCGCUCAUGAUGGUGAUAUUGAUUCAGAUCACGAGUAUCGACGACCUUUGUAUUACCCAAAUCAAGUCGAUUCGGCGAGUGGAAGUGAAUUUACCGUCACAAAUAUCGACGCAGAUGAACUACGAAAAUCACAACGUAAGAAAAAAGGACCGAAUCCACAAAUUGUCAUUCAGGCAAGUUCGUCGACGUAUGGAAGUCAAGAUUCGGAUGAUGAUGAUGACGAAGCGUCAACACCAAGUGGUGAAAAUACCGAUCGAAAUCCCAUGUCGUUAUUUUCGGUUAGUUCCGAAUCAUUAGAUCAGUUAGGUACACGUGAAAAGUACCUUCAAAGUACGUUUGAAAGUAUGUCAGGGGCUGAAACCGAACUCACACCUGGGAAAACUUCCAUUUCGAGUAAGUUUCUUCGAAGUUCUGAAAUCAAUAUGGCGGCGAUAAAUGCAGUUAAAUUGACUAAAAGUGAUCCAGAAACAGCCCUCAAACGUCAAUUGCUUAACAAAAGAAUUGCUGAGACGAAAAAGAAAUUGGAAAGUGUUGGUCAUACUACUCCAUUGAAGUACAGCCAAUCAAUUCAUGACUUGAGUCACAUCCCUGAACGUGAUAAAAGUGCAAAAAAACAAGUGUAUGUACACGAGAGCAGCCCCGAUAGCAGUUUGCGUAGAUCAUGCAGCUUGAGCGAUUUAAGCAUGCAAAAACCAGUGGUGAACAAAAAUAAAAUUGAAGUUUCAGGCAAGAAAGCUACAGCUCCGCCCUCGCGUUCCAAUUCGCGCUAUAUGAAAAACAAUACUCCGCCCAUGACGCGAAGUCGUUCAAGUGGUGUUCUUAACCAAUCCGAUUCUGAGAAUGAAGGUGAAAAAAAAAUCUCGCGUUUAAUGCGACCGACUAUCAGUUCGCAUAAUAAAAUUAAUAAUAAAACGUUACAAAGUCGGAAAAAACAAUCGUAUUCGACGAGUAAUUUGAAUACAGUGGGUGUGGAUAAUGUCUCGACUUCGGAUGAUGAGGAAGUGGUUCAAAAGCCGGCUGUACCGCCGAGGAAUAGGAUGAGUUAUAAUGGACCACCGGCGGUUACACCCCGAAGGCAUUUGAAUAAUAAAGAGAAAAGUAAAGGGGGACGGCAUAUCACACAUUUUGAGAAGAUUAAUGUCGAUUUGGACUCAACUCUUAUCAACGACGAUGAUAAUUCGGAUCUUUCCGUUGAUACAGUUGAAAUUUCGCAUCAGUUGUGCAAUGACGUCAUCCAGCAGCUGACCAAGGCGGCCGAUAACGUCGUCGGCCUGUAUAACCGACUGAGCGACACCGAGCCGGCCAGCCAGAACUCUUCCGUCGCCAAAAUGGACAUGGUCAAAGACCUCGAAAUGUCAAUUUUGAACACACACAAAGUCCUCCAUGAAUGUAUUUUUAAAAAAUUGAAACAAAGUAAUGGCAACGUUGAUGUUAACCAAACCGAUACGGUUAAAAAGUUGAACGAUUUAGUAUCGAAAGGGUCAACAGGUGGGCCGAAUUCGGCCGUUAGUAUUAUGGAACAAUACUCGGACAUUUUAUUAGAUAUGGUACAACAAAAAAUCCACAAUUCAAGUAUUUGAUAGUUGGUUGAGAAAAAUAUUCUGUGAUUGUAUUUAGUCGGAGCGAAAUCUCAUGUGGAAGUUAGUUGAUUGAUUGUUGAAACAUUCCAUUAGGUAUUUUUUUUAAUGAGGAAUUGUCGGUGUGCUUCCCUUGUAACUCCGGUUGUGUUUUUUUACACGAAUGUUUAUAUUUUAUUGGGUUUUAAUAUCGCAAUAUUUUUAUUUAUGUAAUGUACAAUUUUUAACUGUUAGCUAGCUGUCAUGUCAAUUCUGUAUAGGCUCACCCAGAUGUAACCUCAGACUGUAAUUUUAUAAUAUAAGUCUUAAGUCCAAUAAAAUUAUUGAAUAACUA